Molecule: messenger RNA, 4199 nt
Organism: Phasianus colchicus (ring-necked pheasant)
Lineage: Eukaryota; Metazoa; Chordata; Aves; Galliformes; Phasianidae
Source: RefSeq, a predicted model, not a curated record
UCUCAUAUAUUCAAACCUCCAUGGCAGAAAUGGGGUCUGCAGAUGUAACUGAGGGCAGCAGUAAGGCUUCAGAGUUGAAACUUAAUCUGAUUUUGGGUAUUGCAAGAGAAGGAAUGGAAUCCAUGUCGUUAUCUCAGGCUUUUGUGCUGGUCUUUCAAGACUAAAAUGUAUGGACCCUGAUUAUAUCUGGUUUUGGUUGGUUGAGGGUUUUUUGAUUUUAGUUUGUAAUUUUGUCAAAAAACUACUCUUUUAAAAAGAAAUCUCAGGUUGUUAAUGUUGCUGUUACUUUUGAGAACACAGCCAACCUUCCUCCUCGUGCUCAUUCAUUAUUCAAGCAGCACACAGGUGCUGCAUCUUCAGUUCUUGAGCUGUGCCCAGAACAAGGCAUGUAGCUGCCCAUGUGGGCCAUCAGUAGAAAAUCCUACAGAGUAUUGUGAGCUGCUUUUCUUCACCUCUUCAUUUUGGGAUUUUCUUCAGAGGAGCGCCAGUAUCGCUGCGAGGACUGCGACCAGCUCUUUGAGUCCAAGGCUGAGCUGGUGGACCACCAGAAGUUCCCCUGCAGCACUCCACACUCCGCCUUCUCCAUGGUGGAGGAGGACUUUCAGAAAAAGCUUGAGAAUGAGAACGACCUUCGGGAUGUGCACGAAAUCCAGGAGUGUAAAGAGUGUGAUCAAGUCUUCCCAGACUUACAAAGCCUGGAGAAGCACAUGCUGUCCCACAGCGAGGAGCGGGAGUACAAGUGUGACCAGUGCCCCAAAGCUUUCAACUGGAAGUCCAACUUGAUACGUCACCAAAUGUCACAUGACAGCGGCAAGCACUACGAGUGUGAGAACUGUGCCAAGCAGGUUUUCACGGACCCCAGCAACCUCCAGAGGCACAUUCGUUCCCAGCAUGUUGGGGCUCGUGCUCACGCUUGUCCAGAGUGUGGCAAAACCUUUGCCACAUCUUCAGGCCUCAAACAGCAUAAACACAUCCACAGCAGUGUCAAACCCUUUAUAUGUGAGGUCUGCCAUAAAUCCUAUACUCAGUUUUCAAACCUUUGUCGUCAUAAGCGCAUGCAUGCUGAUUGCAGAACCCAAAUCAAGUGCAAAGACUGUGGACAAAUGUUCAGCACUACGUCUUCCUUAAAUAAACACAGGAGAUUUUGUGAGGGCAAGAACCAUUUUGCAGCAGGAGGAUUUUUUGGCCAAGGCAUUUCACUUCCUGGAACCCCAGCUAUGGAUAAAACGUCCAUGGUUAAUAUGAAUCAUGCAAAUCCGGGCCUUGCUGACUAUUUUGGAGCCAAUAGGCAUCCUGCUGGUCUUACCUUUCCAACAGCUCCUGGAUUUUCUUUUAGCUUCCCCGGUCUGUUUCCUUCAGGCUUGUACCACAGGCCACCUUUGCUACCUACUAGCUCUCCUGUUAAAGGACUACCAAGCGCAGAUCAGACAAACAAAAGUCAAAGUCCCCUCAUGACCAACCCUCAGAUACUGCCAGCCACCCAGGAUAUUUUGAAGGCACUAAAUAAGCAACCAUCUGUAGGGGAAAAUAAGCCAGUGGAGCUUCAACCAGAGAGGUCCUCUGAAGAGAGGCCGCAUGAGAAACUCAGUGACCAGUCAGAGAGUAGUGACCUUGACGAUGUCAGUACCCCCAGUGGCAGUGACCUGGAAACCACCUCUGGCUCUGAUCUGGAAAGUGACAUUGAAAGUGAGAAAGAGAAAUUUAAAGAAAAUGGUAAAAUGUUCAAAGACAAAGUAAGCUCUCUGCAGAGUUUGGCUUCAAUAAAUAAUAAGAAAGAACACAGCAAUCAUUCCAUUUUCUCACCAUCUUUAGAGGAGCAGACUGCGGUGUCAGGAGCGGUGAAUGAUUCUAUAAAGGCUAUUGCUUCUAUUGCUGAAAAAUACUUUGGUUCAACAGGACUUGUGGGGCUGCAAGACAAAAAAGUUGGAGCCUUACCUUACCCUUCCAUGUUUCCCCUCCCAUUUUUUCCAGCAUUCUCUCAAUCAAUGUAUCCAUUUCCUGAUAGAGACUUGAGACCGUUACCCUUGAAAGUGGAGCCCCAAUCACCCAGUGAACUCAAGAAGAUCCCAAAGGGAAGCUCUGAGUCUCCCUUUGACCUCACCACUAAGCGUAAGGAGGAGAAGCCCGUUACUCCCAUACCCUCAAAGCCAGCAGCUCCGCCUGCGGCAAGCCAGGACCAGCCUCUAGAUCUGAGCAUGGGCAGUAGGAGUCGAGCCAGCGGCACAAAACAGGCCGAACCCCGGAAAAACCACGUCUUUGGAGAGAAGAAAGGAGGUGACCUCGAGCAGAGGAAAACGUCGGAGGCCUCUUUGCAGCACGCCCGACCGACUCCCUUCUUUAUGGAUCCCAUUUACAGAGUAGAGAAAAGAAAGUUAACUGACCCACUCGAAGCUUUAAAAGAGAAAUACUUGAGACCUUCCCCGGGAUUCUUGUUUCAUCCACAAAUGUCAGCUAUAGAAAACAUGGCCGAAAAGCUGGAGAGUUUCAGUGCCUUGAAGCCAGAGGCCAAUGAGAUGAUCCAGUCAAUGCCAUCCAUGUUCAACUUCCGAGCCCCUCCAAGUGCUCUGCCUGAGACCCUCCUGCGCAAGGGCAAGGAGCGCUACACCUGCAGAUACUGUGGCAAGAUUUUCCCCAGAUCUGCAAACCUAACCCGUCACCUGAGGACACACACUGGAGAGCAGCCCUACAGAUGCAAAUACUGUGACAGGUCCUUUAGCAUAUCUUCCAACCUGCAGAGACAUGUCCGUAAUAUCCACAAUAAAGAGAAGCCAUUCAAGUGUCACUUGUGUGACAGGUGUUUUGGUCAACAAACCAAUCUUGACAGACAUCUAAAAAAGCAUGAGAAUGGCAACAUGUCUGGUACUGCAACAUCUUCACCUCACUCAGAACUGGAAAGCACAGGGGCCAUCCUAGAUGACAAAGAAGAUUCUUACUUCACAGAAAUUAGGAAUUUUAUUGGAAACAGCAACCACAACAGUCAAUCCCCCCGAAACUCAGAGGAGAGAAUGAAUGGCAGUCACUUUAAGGAUGAAAAAGCCAUGGUAACCAGCCAGAACUCAGAUUUGUUGGAUGACGAAGAGGCAGAAGAUGAAGUAAUGAUGGACGAAGAAGAUGAAGAAAGUGAAAUUGCAGGGAAAACAGUCAAAGAGCCUGUUACAAGUGACAUACAUGAGGGGACUCCUGAGGAGGAUUACGAGGAAACGAGUACUUUGGACAUGAACUGCAAAGCUUCCCCUGGCAGGUAUAAAGAGGAGGAAUAUAAUAAGACUGGACUUUCAGCUUUGGACCACAUAAGGCACUUCACAGAUAGCCUCAAAAUGAGGAAAAUGGAAGAAAAUCAAUAUAGUGAAGCUGAAUUGGCAGCUUUCAAUACUUCCCAGCUGCCAGAGGACCUAAAACAACCAUUGUACAGGAAAUCCAAAUCCCAGGCGUACGCCAUGAUGCUCUCUCUCUCUGACAAGGACUCCCUUCAUUCUGCAUCCCACAAUUCUCCCAAUAUGUGGCACAGCAUGGCGAGAGCUGCUGCAGAAUCCAGCGCCAUCCAGUCCAUCAGUCACGUAUGACAUUGUGAAGUCUUACCAAGAAUGGGACCAAGUCCAAACCAGUAGCAUGGCUCUUUCAUAUAUGACUAUUUAAAAGACUGCUGAGCAGAAUGCCUUAUAAAUCUGCAGGGUCACUCAUUUAAAGUCUGGUGACCUUAAACUGAAUAAUUUUAAAAAGAAAGAAACUAUUUAUUCUCAAUAUUUUGUUUUGCACAGCAAAGGCAGCUGCUGACUUCUGGAGGAUCAAUGCGACUUAAAAAAAAAAAAAGAGUUUCAGUGGAUUAUGUAAACUGGGGCCAGGAAAAAGUGUCUUCCAGUUCACCCGGCUUUGAGAGGCAGGGGCAAAAGGGUUAAGACUGCAUUGAUACACACAUGGGCACUCCUUUAAAGUAGGAACUGAAUUGAUUUUCUUUUUGUAUAAAAUAGUUCGACACAGGAUUGGGAACAGUUGCUUUUAUGUACAAAUCUCUUCAUUAAAGCUUUAUGCAUUUUAGCCCUUCAGAGAAAGAAAGAAAAUAGCUAUAUGAAAUGCACACUAUCCAUCAUAAAUGUAGAAAGAAGUAACAGGGAGUAUUUUGUUCUCUCCGUAAUUCUUUUGCCUUCUCAACUGCAUUGUUAAAGAAAAAAAAGGAAAAAUGUGGAAAAAAAAAAAAAAAA